Molecule: messenger RNA, 643 nt
Organism: Asterias rubens (European starfish)
Lineage: Eukaryota; Metazoa; Echinodermata; Asteroidea; Forcipulatida; Asteriidae
Exons: 3
Coding region: 1-435 (144 amino acids)
Source: RefSeq, a predicted model, not a curated record
AUGCCGGGACGAAACUUCUACACCAUUGUCCGACCUGGGCAUUAUCCGGACAGUUUGCAAAGACAUAAGCCUAAACAGUUGGCAGGUUGUGUGAGUUCAUCAACACAGCAGUGCCUACAUUACCACAAUACAGAAAGCACAGAGUCGGAACAAAAACAUCAAGCAAGGAAACAUUUGUUGAAAAGUAAGAGAAACCAAACACAUUUCCGAAAAACUGUGAAAAAUGGUUUCAAGACGAUUGGCGAGGAGCCCGGAUAUUGCGGAAACUGCCAGCUACCAUUCGACAGGAUGAGAAGUCAUUUAAGGAAGUGUCAUCCGCGACUAUACCGGAGAAUUAUUCUUACAUUGCGGAAAACAAGCACAGAACCAUCUAGUGGUGGCGAUGUCAAAACAUCUCACAUCAAAACGAAAACAUCUCGGCAAAAGAGACGGUAAAAACUUUCCGGGCUGCGUGUGGUGCACAUGUAUACCAGCAGAACUAACAAUUGAUUCAAAUUUGGUAACUAUUUUGAAUGAAUGCGACGUUUAUACAUCUUGCUUUUUCUGUUCCGAAAUUCCAUAAGACGAGGUUUGCUAGUAUGCAAGUCAAACAGGUAAUUUAGAAAGAUCAUUAUCAAAAAAGGCAGUAAGAAUAUUAUAGCAC